Molecule: messenger RNA, 1202 nt
Organism: Ostrea edulis (European flat oyster)
Lineage: Eukaryota; Metazoa; Mollusca; Bivalvia; Ostreida; Ostreidae
Product: LITAF domain-containing protein-like
Exons: 3
Coding region: 82-450 (122 amino acids)
Molecular function (GO): zinc ion binding
Source: RefSeq, a predicted model, not a curated record
CAGAGUUCCAUAAUUGUACCCCGAACAAGCAGGAUUACGGAUAAGGAACUGGGUGAAUAGAUUCAAUCCUUCAUCAUCAAAAUGGACAGUAAACAACCUCCUCCACCCCCAGCAUACAGUCAGCCGGGUGGUGUGGGGUAUAGUCAGGCACCCCCGCCACCACCAGGCUACCCGGGGAGCACUGUCGUGGUAACACAGCCCGUUCACAUGAACCCUUACAUGUUCCGGGAAUUCGGGGUCCAAAUGCAGUGUCCCCACUGUAGCGCCACCAUCACCACCUCCACCAGAUACGAGGUGGGAACCCUCACCUGGAUUGCCUGUUGUGUUGUCGCUGCGGUUGGAUGUUGGUUUGGUUGUUGUCUGAUCCCGUUCUGUGUGGACGGAUGUAAGGACGUCAUCCAUUCUUGUCCAAGCUGCAACCAGGACGUGGGCCGAUACAACAGGAUGUAAACAAGAACUGCUGUCUGCUAAGUUUCUCUUUGACAACAGGACACAAAAACAUAAAACGAAAGGCCUUGUUUUGUAAAUCUUCAGGAUUGUUCUCUGUUAACCUUUCUUGGAAAACAAAUCAAACAAAUCGAAGACUUAGAUAUUCUUGUGUUGAAUCUUUUCAAUACUUUAUACUACAGUAUAUUGUACUAUAGUAUAUGUUUUUUCUGUAAUGUUGGGAACUGUUUUUAAUACUUAUCAUUAUAGAAAUAUACUCUGUUUUCCAAAGUAAAAUGAUGCGAUGUUAUAUACAUGUAGUUGAUCAGCAUCAGUUUCCAUGGCAACACUUGUAAUCAUAAGUACCGGUACAACAAAACAUUUGGUGGUAGAGUUCUUGGACAAAAUCGUUACUUUCAUCUUAUGGCUGCAGGUCAGCAUUUUAGUCCAUAGGGCUGACAAAUCGUAUGAUGCCCUUAAACUCUGUCAUCAGAUGAUAUUGUUAUUUUCUGUCGUGUAUUGUUAUGUUAGUCCGGUUUUUACUCUCUUUUUAGUGAGGAUUUGUACCAGUAUAUGUAUGGACUGAUUUUUCAAAAUUUUAUUUUCUGUCAAAGAUAUUUUUAACGGAGAGAAUCUGAUACCACAAAUCAAUGAGGAUUUGAUUAGUUUACCCUGAUAUGUAUAAUAUUUUUGUUUAUUUUUAAUGUCCCCAAUGACUUUGAUAUUGCAAAAUGUAACUGUGAUAUGUAAUAAAGAUAUUGUUUCUUGUCCUCUCA